GCGAUACCGGCGAAGAGGACGACGAGUUGUACUUUUUCACCAAAGUGGGCUCGGAUCAAGACGUGAAUUCCGAUCUUCCCUCUACAGCCCCCGCACCGCCUCCGCACCACAGCGUCCAUCACCAGCCUGGCAACGCUUGGGAAACCUCGCUCGACGGGGGCUCUUUUGAUCCAUGGGAAAAUGCCAGUGGUCGAUUCGAUUCGGGCCCUUCUGAAGCGCAUGAUGAUGAUGCCGUAGCCGGCGCUCAAUCGGCACCUGAAAAGCUACCGCCAACUAAACGACACACGGCUAUGGAGAAGCUUGUGUUCAACCAGGCCGUGUCCAACGGCGACAUUCAGCGUGUUGCAAAACUCGUGAAUGGCGAUCGCACGCUCUUGUGGGAGUACUUGGAUUCCAGCGGCCAAACCUGUUUUAUUCGUGCCAUUCUCAUGGCUCAGCGAGAGAUGCUUCAGGCCCUGUUGGAGAUGGCGGCUGAGUAUGCCGAACUUUGCCUCAGCCGUGAGGACGUGACAGGCAAGAAUGCCAUGCAUUGGGCCAUCUGCGUGAGCGAUGAGGAGGUUGUUGAGUUGCUUGCCAAUGUGAGCCCUCACCUUUUGGUGUCCAAGACGAGCACCAACGGCGACACGGUCCUUCAUCUGCUAGGCCGCGAAGACAACAUUGAGAUGUUGCGCUUUACGAGCAAAUUGCGUUCUGGUUUGGUGGAGAUGCGAAUUAUGGAUAUUAACGACAGCAACAAAACGCCACAUGAGGUUGCUCAAGAUGCGGGUGCUGUCGAUACGCCCGCAGCCUUGCUUGAGCUGUUUCGGAAAACCAUUCGGCCCAAGGAGACGAGUCUGGAUGCGCGCAAGCGAAUGCAGCGCACGCUGGCACAACGGCUGUAUCGUGUGCGGUUCAACAAGAAAACAACGGGCCCCGGGGCUACAUCUCCGGAUAGCGUGAACGGGGUGUCACCUGACUUGAAGCUGGAUCGGCUUGGUGUGGCGUCGUCGUCCUCCUGGGCUCCUGCGCCGGGCACGCUAGGGUUGGAUUCUGCUCAACAGUAUGUGAGUGGCAAGCAAGCUCAGUACGACUUUUGUGAUCCGUUCCUCAGCAAUCCGAUGGAACCCGAACACUUAGUGCUGGAUGAGCAUCUUCUUGAUUCGGCCACCAUGGCGUUUGAGCCAUCCUCCAGCCUGAGGGCUGGGGUGUUGUUUUCGGAUGAGCAACUGACCGCGGCUUCUCACGCCUAAGGCGGUCGUGCGCGUUGUCGUUUUGUGUGGGCCAUCAGGGGCUUGCCUUGUAGUUGUGUGUGUGUGUGUGUGUGUGUGUUUUGCUGUUCUCUUUUGUGACGCAGCUUGUUUUCUUAGGACAGGGGCAGGCUUUUGCAGCGCGCUCCUACUUGCAUAUGCAUCGUGUCUCC
Molecule: messenger RNA, 1399 nt
Organism: Monosiga brevicollis MX1
Lineage: Eukaryota; Choanoflagellata; Craspedida; Salpingoecidae
Exons: 6
Coding region: 291-1229 (312 amino acids)
Molecular function (GO): protein binding
Source: RefSeq, a predicted model, not a curated record